AUGCGCGUCAGUAGCUGGAUUCCGCUGGUGCUGCCUCUGGUAGCCGCUCGCUCGGUGAAUGUGGACGAGUUCGCUCGUCGUCAAUUACCUAGUGAGCCCACCGGCGUGAAGACUAUCCACACAGCAAACAAUGUCACGAUUCGAUACAAAGAGCCCGGCAAGGAAGGCGUCUGUGAGACUACUCCGGGGGUCAAGUCAUACUCCGGCUAUGUGGACCUGUCGCCCACUGCGCACACUUUCUUCUGGUUCUUCGAGGCGCGUCACGAUCCUGAGAAUGCCCCCAUUACACUCUGGCUGAACGGUGGCCCUGGAAGUGACUCGCUGAUCGGCUUGUUCGAAGAUCUAUUAGGCUUCUCGUACUCCGAAAAGGGAGAUGGUUCUCUUAACCCACUUACCGGCUCCUUUGAAGAUGCCUCCUUCGCUGGUGUCCAGGGCCGAUAUCCUGUGAUCAAUGCCUCUUUGAUUGAUACAACCAAUCUCGCCGCUAAAGCUACUUGGGAAGUCCUGCAGGGAUUCCUCGGAGGCCUUCCCAAACUGGACUCAAAGAUUAAGUCGAAGAGCUUCAAUCUGUGGACCGAGAGCUAUGGAGGACACUAUGGGCCUGCCUUCUUCGACCACUUCUAUGAAGAGAACGAGAAGAUCGCCAAUGGUACCGUGGAGGGUAUUCAGCUUGAAUUUAACACCCUCGGAAUCAUAAACGGAAUCAUCGAUGAGGCUAUCCAGGCUCCUCACUAUCCCGAAUUUGCACGACACAACACGUAUGGCAUCGAAGCAGUCAACGAGACUGUGUACAACUACAUGAAAUUUGCCAACAACAUGCCCAAUGGCUGCCAGGAUUUGGUCGCGACCUGCAAAGCGACCAACCGUACUUCCCUGUCAGACUAUGCCCUCUGCACAGAGGCAACAAACAUGUGCCGUGACAACGUCGAGGGUCCGUACUAUGUAUUCAGUGGCCGCGGCACCUACGAUAUCCGCCACCCAUCCAAUGAUCCUACGCCCCCGAGCUACUACCUGGACUACCUAGCCAAAGAUUCGGUCCUAAACGCUAUUGGCGUGGACCUCAACUAUACACAAUCCAACGACGAGGUCUAUUUCGCCUUCCAACAAACCGGAGACUUCGUCUGGCCCAACUUCCUCGAAGACCUCGAAGACAUCCUUUCGCGCCCCGUGCGUGUUGCCUUGAUCUACGGCGACGCCGACUAUAUCUGUAACUGGUUCGGCGGCCAGGCGAUCUCUCUCGCAGCCAAACACAAGCACAGCAAGGAGUUCCAAGCCGCCGGGUAUGCGCCUUUCCUCGUUGACGGUGUGGAAUACGGCGAGACUCGCGAGUAUGGUAACUUCUCUUUCACUCGGGUGUAUGAGGCUGGCCAUGAAGUUCCCUAUUACCAGCCUAUUGCGGCGCUACAGCUAUUCAACCGUACGCUGAAUGGAUGGGAGCUGCCGACGGGUGAAAAGAAGUUGACUCCUCGGUUUGGGUCUAGUGGGCCGGCUUCUGCGACGCACACUCAGUCGUCGGUUGCCCUGCCGAGUUCUACUGGACACUGA
Molecule: messenger RNA, 1545 nt
Organism: Penicillium maclennaniae
Lineage: Eukaryota; Fungi; Ascomycota; Eurotiomycetes; Eurotiales; Aspergillaceae
Product: Peptidase S10 serine carboxypeptidase
Exons: 7
Coding region: 1-1545 (514 amino acids)
Biological process (GO): proteolysis
Cellular component (GO): fungal-type vacuole
Molecular function (GO): serine-type carboxypeptidase activity
Source: RefSeq, a predicted model, not a curated record